AUGUAUUUGUCGUCUUUAAAUGAUAACACUCAAACCGGAUCAUCACCACCAAUUCCAAGCGUUCCAUCAACUUCAACCGCUUUAUGCCAAGUUGCAACGGCAGGUUGUUGUGUAUCCUGUUUGAUUCCCAUUACGGAUCAGCAUUUCCUGUUGAUGAACGAACAAAGUUGGCACUAUGAUUGUCUACGUUGCUGUCUAUGUCACUGCUCACUGCAUAAUACAUCAACUUGCUACUACAAAGAUGGAAUGGUACUUUGUCGUGAUGAUUAUCUCACUAAAUACGGUAAACGUUGUGAGCGAUGUGCUGCCAUAUUAUGUGAUGAAGAUAUUGUCAUGCGAGUUAAUGAAGCAAUUUUUCAUUUGGAAUGUUUCACGUGUUACGUUUGUUCUGCACCACUUCGACCGAGUGAAUUAUUCAUGAUGGGAUGUAACGGGACAUUGUACUGUCACGUGCAUUUUGGUGCAAUCAAUAUUACUAGUGAUGAUAGCUCUCUACGAACCACCGAUUCAUCCGAGAUUUCGGUGCUACGAGGGAAAGAACGAUGUCGGAAGUGGAAAAAGUCAACUGAUGACAUCGAGAGUACCACAGAUAGUAUUGAUUGCAUUGAAGAAGAAACGUUGAAUAUAACGCACAAAUCAAAACGGAUGCGUACCAGUUUCAAGCAUCACCAGCUGAGGACAAUGAAAAGUUAUUUCAAUUUAAAUCAUAAUCCGGAUGCUAAAGACUUGAAACAAUUGGCACAAAGAACUGGUCUUACAAAGAGGGUUUUACAGGUUUGGUUUCAAAAUGCUCGCGCAAAAUUUCGUCGUAAUAGUAUACAAUGUCGUGAAGUUUGCAGUAACUCAUCUCACGUAUCAUCUCUUCCAAGUACUUCGUUUCACGAAUCAAUCGAACCGGUUGAACCGAUAACAUGCAGCUCAACAUGUGAUUCCAUGGAAGAAUCAUGGCAAACAUCAGUAAGUCCGGAAGAAGGCAGUCAACGAGAUGAACGAUCCGGUAGCUCGAACGACGAUAACGAUCUAAACAACAGCAAAACUGAAACCGAAACAAGCGGCUGUAUCAGUUCACCCGAGAAAUCAUUAGCUGAAUAUUUUGAAACGGACCCAGCAUUGCUGUAAACUUAUGUGAAAAUAAAACAUAUAUAGGAUAUUAAUUCUAGUCAUUUCCUUCAAAUCCUUC
Molecule: messenger RNA, 1180 nt
Organism: Loa loa (African eye worm)
Lineage: Eukaryota; Metazoa; Nematoda; Chromadorea; Rhabditida; Onchocercidae
Product: Lhx2 protein
Exons: 7
Coding region: 1-1119 (372 amino acids)
Biological process (GO): regulation of transcription by RNA polymerase II; neuron differentiation
Cellular component (GO): nucleus
Molecular function (GO): DNA-binding transcription factor activity, RNA polymerase II-specific; RNA polymerase II transcription regulatory region sequence-specific DNA binding
Source: RefSeq, a predicted model, not a curated record